CUAUAUCGAAAGAGGGAAAGGGACCCAAACCCAUGUAACAAUAGAACAACGACCAACACCUAAUGACUUCUCUCUCUAUCUCUCUCACAAUGUCGUCGACUUCAACGGCAAUGGCAUCCCGGCGUAUCCGGCAGCUGCAAUCCCUGCCGGAAAACGGGACAUGCGUUGAUUGCUCGCAGAAGAACCCACAGUGGGCGUCGGUGUCCUAUGGAAUCUUUAUGUGCCUGGACUGUUCUGGUAAGCACCGGGGCCUGGGCGUUCACCUGAGCUUUGUCCGUUCCGUGACUAUGGACUCGUGGUCCGAGCUCCAGCUGAAGAAGAUGGAAUCGAACCCAGGUGGCAACCAAGCCCUCAACGCCUUCCUCAGUGCCCGUGGCAUCCUCAAGGAGACCGACAUUCCCUUGAAAUACGGCUCCAAUGCCGCCGCUCUCUUCCGCGACAGGAUCCAAACCCUCGCCAACGAUCGCCCAUGGCAGGAGCCCCCUGUCGUCCCAGAACCCAUCGACUCCCCCGCAACCUCCUCCAAGCCAACCAAGCAUCUUAAUGAUUCCGUCUCCGACUGGCAUUGGUCUGGGUGGGACGACUGUGGCAGCCGCGCUAACGAUAAUACUAAUAAUCUUCAGAAUAGUAUGCGGAGGAAUCAAUCCGUUGGGAAUUUCAAUUCCAGGACGAACACGAAUGUAGGUACUGGAGGAGGGGAGAACGGUCCGAGCCGGUCCUGGUCUAUGGAGAAUAUCAAUGGGAAAGUGCAGGCUUCGGCGGCGAACAAAGAGAGCUUUUUCGCUAGGAAGAUUGCGGAGAAUGAGGGGAGACCAGUGGGCAUUCCGCCUUCUCAAGGAGGAAAAUACGUUGGGUUUGGAUCAACUGGGACUGGGACACGACCAAUCUCAAGGACCAGUUCCCAUGGGGAUACGUUUGCGGAUACUGUUUCAGCGGUUUCGCAGGGCUUUGGUCAAUUGUCUUUGGUUGCAUCGUGUGCUGUACAGUCUGCAGCCAGUGCAGUCCAAGCAAGCACCAAGGAGCUUACUUCAAAGGUGAGAGAAAGUGGGUAUGGAUAUGAUGACACUGUGAAUGUGGUGGCUCUAAGGACCACAGAAUUUGGACAGAAGACUUGGGGAAUUAUGAAAGAUGUAAUGACCAUGGCAUCUCAAAAGAUGGAGGAAUAUGCGGGAGAUGAAAUCCAGAGAAAAGCAGAACAGUAUGACCCCUUAGAAGUGAAUUGGACCACCAAUGGUAAUGCCAAACAUGAUCAUGGUGACACUAAAGGUGCUGAGGGAUCUUUUAAAGGAUGGGAUGACUGGGGAUCGGACAGUCCAGUAUCAACUGUUGGCAAAAGAGAUGCUGAAGAUUUGUCCAAGAAAGGCCAGAGUGAUGAAGUUUGGGUUGGAUGGGACUGAGGGAGGAACGAUCCAUGUUUUUAGGGAUUGUUUUGGGACAGAAGGGGAUUGGGGAGGAGUCUUUCUUGAAGAGGAACCAAGAACAUUUUUAGUCAUUGCCUACCUUUCUUGUUGCUGAUGCUGCUCCAUUUAGAAAGGUAGGAUUACUGAUACUUGAAGAAACUCAGAACUCUGUCCCUUAGAAUAAGAUGGUUUCAGAAGUGGAAGCACCCCAUUGUUACUUACACAUCUUGUAAAUUGAACAAGUUGCAUAGUUCUACCCACUCUUUCAUUUCUUUCUCAAUUUUGUAUAUUUUUUCAUUCAUUUUUAAUGCGGUGUAAAUAUUCAUAUCAUACUUUUUAUAUUGUCCUCUAAUAUAAGUCAUUUUCUCUGAGGUGUGGAAGAACUCAGGCCAAAACUGAUAUCAUCUUGAUCCAGGUAAAGUGUGCAAUAGGUUCUGUUGAUUGAGAUAGAAAUACAUGUUUGUGUUGUAUAUCAUAUUUUUUAUGUAUGACCUUAAUGUAACAGAGAAAUAAUGAAAUUUAAGUAUAAUGGCAGAAAUAGAGUUUUUGCAGCUUAGACUAUGCGGGUUUAUAGUUUCAAUAGUUUUUCGUCUGUGGUUUGUAUCUUUUCACCAUGCAGUAGUGUGGUAUGAGAAAGAAAAUCACUUAUGUCUUUCACCAAACCAUUUGCAAGAACUGCGAAACUGCAACUGUGAAGAAUAGGUGAGGAGACUCAUUUGGAAGGCUAAAAGAAUUGUCCAUAUUUGACUGGGAGAAGGGACACCGGAUUUUAAAGUCUUGCAGUCUUACUGGUUUAAUAAAAUUGGGAAGGACACUGCCGGAAAAAAAGAACAAAAGAUUCCCACACCGCCAGCUUUCGUUUGAUCCACGGGAAAGCCUUCAGUCAAUUCCCCCGAUGAGAUCGUUGUCAAAGUGGGUACUCCCAAAACAUGGGCUGCAUGCAUAGUAUGACACUCCUUGUCUUCCUACAAUUAGGUUAGAUGUUUGUCUGGAAUGACAGUGGAUUACCAAAGAAGAUUGUCUAGCAUGCGGCAUAAAGAUCGGAAUUUAUUAUUUAUCUGUAGCUGAUGUGCUACCACACUUCAUCAACCUCGUCACUCUAUCUCAUGUGAAGGAAAAGCUCUUUGUAUCGUUGUCUUAUGUUUACUGGGUUUUCGGCUUUUUUACUAGGGUUAUUAAUUUUUUCUCCAUUCCUUAUC
Messenger RNA from Macadamia integrifolia, 2599 nucleotides. RefSeq names its product ADP-ribosylation factor GTPase-activating protein AGD7-like. The record is from RefSeq and is a predicted model, not a curated record. Gene Ontology annotation, molecular function: GTPase activator activity. Lineage: Eukaryota; Viridiplantae; Streptophyta; Magnoliopsida; Proteales; Proteaceae. Gene Ontology annotation, biological process: vesicle-mediated transport. The transcript is spliced from 3 exons. Bases 63 to 1397 code for a protein of 444 amino acids.